AUGACGUCAGCUCGCCUGCUGCGAUACGCUUCAUUCCUCUCCGGAUUUGAUUACAUCGUUCGAUUCAAGAAGGGAAGUAGCAAUCAAAAUGUAGAUUGUUUAUCAAGAUCUCCAGUCAAAACAUGCAGUAGUUCAACAGAUCAAGAAAUCGGGGAAGAAGUGAACCAGCUUUAUUCUCAAUCACUUUUUCAAGUAUCCAACCGUGAAAUAACUUCAAAGACAAUCAAAGAAGAAACCGCAAAAGACCAUGAAAUGAAUGGAAUAGUUCGAACCCUGAAAAACAAUUCUACUGACUCAGAAUACACCCUACUUGACGGUAUAUUGUUUCGCAAAGACAGAAUUGUAAUUCCAACAUCUUUACGCUCCAAAAUACUCGGUGAACUUCAUGAAACUCAUCUGGGAAUAACCAAAAUGAAGCAACUCGCUCGACGCUAUGUUUACUGGCCAGGAAUUGACGGUGAAAUCGAAAGACUAGUUAAAGGAUGUAAAAGUUGUGCCCUUGUGAAAGCAAGUCCACCUAAAGUGUCAGUACAUCCGUGGAACCUACCUGAAAAUAACUGGGACCGCAUACAUAUAGAUUAUGCCGGCCCUUAUGAAAAUCACUACUUUCUUGUUUGUAUUGACGCAAGAUCCAAAUGGGCUGAAAUCGAAGUGUUGAAGGAAGCUCCCACAUCUUCAAACACAAUCAAUCUGUUAAAUAAGAUAUUUGCUACACAUGGGUAUCCGAAAGAAUGCGUUUCUGAUAAUGCUACAAUAUUUACAAGUGAAGAAUUCAGAGCUUACUGCAAGAUCAACGGCAUAUUCCAAAAGUUCAUCGCCCCUGGGCAUCCAGCGACGAAUGGCCUUGCAGAACGCAACGUACAAACCCUGAAGAACAAAUUAAAGUCAGCUUCUGAAGAACCUGGAACCCUGACAGACAAAGUGAGAAGAAUCUUAUUCCGUUAUAGAGCUACUCCAUUAGCUAGCAACCAAACCCCUGCUGAACUCUACCUCAAUAGAAAACUAAGGAUUCGACUGGAUGCCAUAUUUCCUUAUCAACACCCUAAAUCAAAUAUCCAGCCUGUUUUAAAACCUGUCAGAUCGAUUCAAGAGGGGGAGAGAGUGCAAGUUCAAAUGUACACUAACAACAGACAAGUUUGGCAGUUUGGAGUAAUAAAGAAGAAGCUAGGAAAAAGACAUUACAUAGUAACACUCGAUAGUGGAAGAAAUAUCAAGAGACACAUUAACCAGCUUAGACCAACUCUAGUAAUGAAAGAAAAGAUGGUAACAUUUGGACCUAAGCAAUCAUUUGAUGUACCAAGACUUCCAAACCAAACUCCAUCGUAUCCUGAUCAAAUACCCGACCAUAUUGAACCAGAACAAGACCACCCUACAGAAGUUAACAUUCCAGUUCGCUCUCCACGAUCAAUAAGACAACGACGACAGCCACCUUGGUUACGAGACUUUAUCGUUCAAAAAUAG
Macrosteles quadrilineatus (aster leafhopper) is the source of this 1461-nucleotide messenger RNA. RefSeq lists its product as uncharacterized. Gene Ontology annotation, biological process: DNA integration. The transcript has a single exon. NCBI's taxonomy places the organism in Eukaryota, Metazoa, Arthropoda, Insecta, Hemiptera, Cicadellidae. Gene Ontology annotation, molecular function: nucleic acid binding. Bases 1 to 1461 code for a protein of 486 amino acids. The record is from RefSeq and is a predicted model, not a curated record.